AUGCAUAAGCUUAACACACCAUUUGCUUGUAGGAAGGGGAAGUACUUCAUUGAAGAAUUACUAUUUGUCUUGGCUGAUAUGUUUUCUAAAGCUUUAGAAAGGAAAUUCAUAAUAACUCAAAGGAAUGACAACAUUGAGAACUCUCUUGAUAGCUUCCGGAAAGCCUUUGAUGUUGUUUAUGUGAAUGAUGCAAACAUGUGGGGAGUAGUCAAGCUUGCCUAUGAACUCUGUUCUACUGGAAGUAAUUAA
Messenger RNA from Ilex paraguariensis (yerba mate), 249 nucleotides. NCBI's taxonomy places the organism in Eukaryota, Viridiplantae, Streptophyta, Magnoliopsida, Aquifoliales, Aquifoliaceae. The record is from the annotation of a GenBank genome assembly.